CGCAUCAAGUGUUUUGGGACUUGUUUAUUUGCUCUGAACUUAUACGCCGCUGUAGGGGAAGAGAGCUUCUCUACGUCUAAAACCCUAGCCAUGGUGAGUUAUGAAACCUGUGUUUGUGGACUAUGUAUGACAGAUUUGAGAUUGCUUUUUUAAUGUUUGUGAAAUUUUGUAGUCGUUCGUAGCAAAUGAAGAUUUUCAACACAUUCUUCGCGUUCUGAACAUGAACGUCGAUGGGAAACAGAAGAUUAUGUUUGCCCUAACCUCCAUCAAAGGUAUCGGUCACCGCUUCGCUAACAUCGUCUGCAAGAAAGCCGAUGCCGACAUGAACAAGAGAGCUGGUGAACUAUCUGCUGAAGAGCUUGACAAACUUAUGGUGAUUGUUGCCAAUCCCCGCCAAUUCAAGAUUCCAGAUUGGUUCCUUAACAGACAGGAGGAUUACAAGGAUGGGAAGUAUUCUCAAGUUGUAUCCAAUGCAUUGGAUAUGAAGCUGAGAGAUGACCUUGAGCAGUUGAAGAAGAUCAGAAACCACCGUGGUCUUCGUCACUAUUGGGGUCUUCGAGUGCGCGGGCAGCACACCAAGACCACUGGCCGCAGGGGGAAGACUGUUGGUGUCUCCAAGAAGCGAUAAUUUGGUGGUUAUAAAUUAUGUGUUUCUGGAUAUCUUGCAUGUUCUGAUUAUUUUGUUUUUUUGAAAGAACUUGGCAAGUCUUGGAAUUUUUAUUUCAGCGAAGUUACAGUUUUGUACUGCGAAUGCUACUUUUUGCAUUUUUUGGUUGGAUCCACUUGUUAUUUAGUUGGACUCGCCUAUUAUUCUCUCAAAAUACUAUCGCAUGAUAUUCUCUCUCAAAAUAGUAUUGCAUUGGCCUUUGAACUUUUUUUUAACGCAUUUUGGUAAAAUCUAAUCUCACAGUGUGUGGUUUUGAAUUUUUUUUCCUGUUUUAUUCCCCUUUGUUAUGUUAUAUACAGUUUCAAAGAUCAGCAUUAGUGAAUACUUGUGUGGUUUAGCAUAUGAUGUGAAAUCUAGAUGCAAUCGAGGGCUGGGCAUUUUGGACCGCUCCUAUGCUUAUUACUGUAAAUGUAAGAAGUCGUUGCCGAA
Hevea brasiliensis (rubber tree) is the source of this 1096-nucleotide messenger RNA. RefSeq names its product 40S ribosomal protein S18-like. The transcript is spliced from 3 exons. Gene Ontology annotation, cellular component: cytosol; small ribosomal subunit; ribosome. Gene Ontology annotation, biological process: translation. The coding region runs from base 221 to 628 and encodes 135 amino acids. The record is from RefSeq and is a predicted model, not a curated record. Gene Ontology annotation, molecular function: structural constituent of ribosome; RNA binding. NCBI's taxonomy places the organism in Eukaryota, Viridiplantae, Streptophyta, Magnoliopsida, Malpighiales, Euphorbiaceae.